Molecule: messenger RNA, 1939 nt
Organism: Exaiptasia diaphana
Lineage: Eukaryota; Metazoa; Cnidaria; Anthozoa; Actiniaria; Aiptasiidae
Exons: 6
Coding region: 268-1272 (334 amino acids)
Molecular function (GO): oligosaccharide binding
Source: RefSeq, a predicted model, not a curated record
CAGUUUUGUAAUUUUUGUUACGUAAAGCAAUCAUGAAUUAUGUACAGUGAGAGACGUUCUCCCAACAGUGAUAAUUAGAAAUUUUAUUAGUGUUAUUUCGAAAGUUUUCGCUUCUAACGUGUUGUGGCUAUAUCACAUUGUUUAUAAUUAAUAACCGAAACGGAUCACAGCAGCAAGCAGAAUUCCAGUUACUUCUUCAAAGUCAUUUUUGGAAUCGGGAUUUGACACAGAAACAUCGAAACUUGCCUAAUCUGACAGUGUUAUGUGAUGAAAARCAAUUACUUGGACAAAAACAUCCUUCAUGUGCUACUGCUUCAUCUUUUCCUUAAAUCAGCUGUUGCUAUGCACGCAUGUAAUCAAGAAAAGAUAUUCUCAGACAUAGUCCAAGGUAAAGCCCUGGUCAACCAUACCUAUAAAACCCUGCAGUCAGUCAUCGAUGAUGAWGGUUGUCAGUUCUAUUGUUUCCUGGACGAUGACUGUAUCUCGUACAACUUUGAUGAACAACAACGAAUMUGUAACCUUAGCGACUCAGACCACAUCAUACACCCUGAAGACCUGGUGUACACGCCCAAUGCAGUCUAUAGGGCAUUGAAGAAUAACGGAAUUUCAUCGUGUCAAGAUAUCGCACGCUUACUAAGCGUUCGAGAAAACAAGGGCUACACAAUAAAGGUUGAUAACAAACUCACCAGAAUCUACUGCCAUUUGACUGAUGACAUAUGUCAAGGUGGGGGAUGGACGCUGGCCAUGAAGAUUGAUGGCUCAAAGGAUACUUUUGAGUAUAAGUCAUCUUUCUGGUCCAAUAAGGAAUCCUACRACAUGGCAGCCGGUCAAACCGGUUUUGAUAACUACGAAACCAAGAUGCCAAGUUACUGGGCGAUGCCUUUCGACAAACUGUGCGUUGGUUUCAAAGUGAAUGAUGUCCUUAAAUGGACUGUUAUCCCAUAUAAGGCUUCAUCUCUCUAUGACGUCAUUGCUGAUGGAAAGUAUCGAGCAACAAACAUCAGUAAAGACGAAUGGAUGUCCCUGAUUGACGGAUCCUCUCUGCAGCCAAACUGUAAUCAGGAAGGGUUUAACGUUCUUGGUCUUACGCGUCUUGGUAUUGCAUCAAACAACGAAAAAAACUGCGAAACUUGUGAUAGUGUUUUGGGCUUGGGAUUGCAUUACCACUCUACUAGGAAUAGUUAUUCCUCAGGGAAUUAUUGUGCUGCUAACACGCAAUGUAGUAAUAAUAAUGAUAAAAUAGCAGCCUUUGGAUUCUUAAUGAUCCAAUGACUCUUUCAGAGGUCCAUCAGAUAGAUGAAUAUUCCUUUGUGGGGUUAACUGUGAAUAGUAUGAAAUACCAAAAAUAGUAUAUAAUUUGCAUGUAGUUUUAAUAUCUGUCUGUCAAUUAGUUAUGUUCUCUUGACAUACGUAUUAGCAAUUGCUGAUUGGUUCUCACCCGGAUCUAUUGUUACCUAAACUCUAGAUCUGAUUGGUCAACAGUUGAUUGGUUUUUCUAUUUCAGUCAGGGAUUCUUAAGUAAAAUUGGCAGAUUUACCUGCUUAAGCUUAAAACUCCACCAGCUGAAUACCGCGUACGGUUUCCUGAAUAUGUGUGAAGUUUCCGACACUAUACAUAAAGCAUUUCUGUUAAAUUAUAUGCCUAGAAGCUUAGAGAAAACUACUAUUUAUCAUUCACAAAUUCUGUCAAGCAAUAAAUAUAAUGAACAAUGAUAUUUUCAAAUAAGUUCAAAAAAUAAGAAGCUGAACACAAUGGAUGAAGACUUCGCAGUUCUGACUGAUUUAAAGUCAGAAACUGUGUAAGAUACACAAAAUUACAUGUAAACGAGCUCAUUUAGGCAAUUUCUAUGAGCUAGGUGUAAUUGUACCACAUGUACUAUUUAAUAGUUACCAACAACCUCUAACAAUUUGUGGAUUAUCUAAUAAAACAUAUAAUAAUU